This is a messenger RNA of Bombina bombina (fire-bellied toad), 3274 nucleotides long. It is a transcript of the gene PPP1R11, whose product is annotated as protein phosphatase 1 regulatory inhibitor subunit 11. The coding region runs from base 109 to 474 and encodes 121 amino acids. Gene Ontology annotation, molecular function: protein serine/threonine phosphatase inhibitor activity; protein phosphatase 1 binding. NCBI's taxonomy places the organism in Eukaryota, Metazoa, Chordata, Amphibia, Anura, Bombinatoridae. Gene Ontology annotation, cellular component: nucleus. The transcript is spliced from 3 exons. The record is from RefSeq and is a predicted model, not a curated record.
UUCUCGUUGACUAUCUGGAGUCCGCCAGCUGGUUUAGCACAUUGGACCUCGGUGUGUCGGAUUAUCCUUCUCAUCGCAAUUUAUUUUCUCUUGACACGUGACGUCAGCAUGGCGGAGUCCUCCGGGCCUGCAAAAGGGGGAGGGGCAACGUCCAGCACCGUCACCACCGAAAAUGAGACCCAACCGGAACAUCGUUCACUGACCUUGAAGCUGAGAAAGAGGAAGCCGGACAAGAAGGUGGAAUGGACGUGCGACACUGUGGACAACGAACACCUGGGGAGACGUUCUUCCAAGUGCUGCUGCAUCUAUGAGAAGCCUAGACCAUUCGGCGAGAGCUCAACUGAGAGUGAAGAUGAUGAAGACAGCUGCUGUGAUAGUUCUAACUGCAUCCGUGGCCACAAAAAGAGAGGACACGGAAACACUGACCCACCUCCACCAGGCCACGAUAAAGCACCUGGCAGAAUGCAACACUAAGAAAGCCAAGAGAGACAGUCUAUGUCCUUGAGGAACAAUAGGGAGCCGCUAUCUCUCGCUCUUUCUGUCUCUUUUCAUUUUAAUGAGAGUGACACAAGCAGAUCAAGUAUUGCGUUGUCUCGUAUGAUAGUCUUUUUUUGUUUGGGCAUUCAGGGCAGUAAUAAGAGAGAUGGCGACAAUAACACCUAUUAGUCUCUCUCUUACUAUUUAUUGGAGGCGGUGUAGUCUGCUGCGACAAGUAACCGUUGUCUCUCCAUGAUUUAUGAGGACCACUGCAGAACGUGGGGUAUUUUUUCCUGCUCUUUUACAGCACAGCACCAGCUAAAACUAUAAAGUGUUAUCUCUUAACAGCUGUCUCCAGGAAAGAAUGAAAUCAUUGAAUGUAUGAGCAUGUCUCUAUGGGCAGUGUUUGCACUUCCAUUUUCAUUCUUUUUCUUAUCUUUUUCUAUUACCGCAGUAAUGUAGCCCAUUGAAUGUAGACAUUUAAACUAUUCCACCCACCAAUGGUCCUGUCACUCGCAAUGAUACUGAUGCCAUUAAAUGCAAUGCAUGGAUUUAAUUUAUUAUAGUAUAUACUUACCUUGGAAGGUGAUCUACACUGUAUAGACAUUACAUUAACCUCUUUAGUGCACCAUAUAAUGCUUCAUUAUUGUGUAUUAUAUAGUUACAUUUUAUAUUUGUGUUGCUCAGCAGAUGCUAUACUACAUAACGUCUUAUGUCUCAAAAUUAGUUUUCAUGAUGGUUUCUGUUAUAAUCUCUUUUAACUGCAUUAUCCCCCCUUUAAUUGGCCACUCAAUAUAUCUUCUUCCUAUAGCAUUCCAGUUUCCAAAUAUUGAUACACAUCACUUCCUCGGAAAUCAAUAUCAAUUAAAGGCUUCUAUACCUCCAUGUAAAUGCUAUAUAAAACAUAUGAUUACAUAAACUAUGUUAUAAAUCAUUAUUUAUAAAGCCUGACUCCAUAUACACAUCAUAGCAAUGUGCUAUAUAGGUUUGCUGUAUUGCUUAUACCACUGCUCUGUGCAACAUCACAGAGCUUUUACUGUGGUACCAUAUACGAUCUGCAGUUAUAUGUUACUGGUACAUGUAAAAGGCUAUUGCUCCAUAUAGUCUUUCCCUGUUACUCAUCAUAUUGCUUAAAAUUACCUCCCCCUAUAUGUGAUCCUAUUGCAUCAUAUAAACUUUCUCUAUAACUUCUAUUGCUCUGUUUAAUCUCUCCCUAUAACUCCUCCCUAUAACUCUCCCUAUAACUCUCCCUAUAACUCCUCCAUAUAACCCUCCCUAUAACUCCUCCAUAUAACCCUCCCUAUUGCUCCAUAUAACCCCCCCUCUAUAACUUCUAUUGCUCUAAAUAACCCACCCUAUAAUUUCUCCUAUUGCUCUAUAUAACCUCUCUAUAUAACUCCUCCUAUUGCUCCAUAUGACUUUCCCUAUAACUCCUAUUGCUCCACAUAACCUCUCCCUAUAAGUCCUAUUGCUCCAUAUAACCCUCCCUAUAACUCCUAUUGCUUCAUAUGACUCUCCCUAUAACUCCUAUUGCUCCACAUAACCUCUCCCUAUAAGUCCUAUUGCUCCAUAUAACCCUCCCUAUAACUCCUAUUGCUUCAUAUGACUCUCCCUAUAACUCCUAUUGCUCCACAUAACCUCUCCCUAUAAGUCCUAUUGCUCCAUAUAACCCUCCCUAUAACUCCUAUUGCUUCAUAUGACUCUCCCUAUAACUCCUAUUGCUCCACAUAACCUCUCCCUAUAACUCCUAUUGCUCCAUAUGACUCUCCCUAUAACUCCUAUUGCUUCAUAUGACUCUCCCUAUAACUCCUAUUGCUCCAUAUAACCCUCCCUAUAACUCAUAUUGCUUCAUAUGACUCUCCCUGUAACUCCUAUUGCUCCAUAUAACCCUUCCUAUAACUCCUAUUGCUUCAUAUGACUCUCCCUAUAACUCCUAUUGCUCCACAUAACCUCUCCCUAUAACUCCUAUUGCUCCAUAUGACUCUCCCUAUAACUCCUAUUGCUCCACAUAACCUCUCCCUAUAACUCCUAUUGCUCCAUAUGACUCUCCCUAUAACUCCUAUUGCUCCACAUAACCUCUCCCUAUAAGUCCUAUUGCUCCAUAUAACCCUCCCUAUAACUCCUAUUGCUUCAUAUGACUCUCCCUAUAACUCCUAUUGCUCCACAUAACCUCUCCCUAUAAGUCUUAUUGUGCCAUAUAACCCUCCCUAUAACUCCUAUUGCUUCAUAUGACUCUCCCUAUAACUCCUAUUGCUCCACAUAACCUCUCCCUAUAAGUCUUAUUGUGCCAUAUGACCACUCUCUAUAACUCCUAUUGCUUCAUAUGACUCUCCCUAUAACUCCUGUUGCUCCACAUAACCUCUCCUUAUAACUCCUCCUAUUCUCUGUAUAGCCUCUCCCUAUAACCGCCUAUUUCUCUAUAUAACCCCUCUUUAUCUCUAUAAAAACCCUCCCUAUUAUUCAUUCUAUUGCUCCAUAUAACCUUCACUAUCUCUUCGAUAACAUAUAACCAUUUUUUAUUUUGUGUACUAACCUUAUUACUCCUCACAUAUAACUGUCCUCUAUUAAAACACUUUUUCCUCAGUCCUCGUUUAGCUUGAUAUAAUCAUCUUUAGUUUUCCAGAACAUCCAUUUUGAAUUGAUUUGUUGACAUGUGCACGAUUAGCUGCUAAGCUUUAAUUACCUAAAGGACCUAGGAUGAAUAGGUCUUAAAUCUUUAUUGUUAAUUUUGCUAUAUUUUUCUGAUCUGUAUAUUGUGUAUUAUUUUGCUUUUGAAAGUAAAGAUUUUUGUUUGUUA